Drosophila serrata is the source of this 3777-nucleotide messenger RNA. RefSeq lists its product as uncharacterized. The record is from RefSeq and is a predicted model, not a curated record. Lineage: Eukaryota; Metazoa; Arthropoda; Insecta; Diptera; Drosophilidae. Gene Ontology annotation, cellular component: nucleus. Gene Ontology annotation, molecular function: RNA binding.
GCACGCUGACACGGUCACAUGGUCGGUCUCCUUAGAACGUCUGGGAAAUAAUAUAAUUCUAGAAUUCUGAAAAAUACUUUGUGUGGUGAAAUAUUGUAGCGGGGACUUUCAGAAUCUCGAGUGCCGCGCGUGUGUUAUUUUGAGUUAUCGCGAUCGCGGCUAAGUGCAAUUAGUGCCACACAAAUUUAGUGCUAUGAAUUGGGCAAUUUCGUAAAUAAAUAUAUAUACAAAACUAGCAGCAGUGCUUUUUGUGAGUGAGAGAGUUCCAUCAGUGCUUCACUUCCAGUCGUUGUCGUCAUUGCUCCAAGAUUUUACUGCGAGAAAAACGGACAAUCUGCGGCCGCUCACAGAUUUGGAUUCGUUAAAAAACUGGAAAAAUCAGCAACAAACGCGGAGGGGGAAAACAAUCCUGAAAUCCGGCUGCAAAUGCAAUAAGCCGUCGACGUUGACAAAAGGCCCCGUCAUCGUCUAAGCCACAACACAAACGCACAGCGAAAAAGGACAACGGCAGGAGACGGCAGGAUUGCGUUCCUGUACUUUGGACACACGUGCGCCGCGGCUGCGCCGGUGCCGGUCCCGGUGCCACUGUCACUGUCACUGCCUUUGGCUCAGUAUCCAGUGUCCCUGCCCGUGUCCUUGGCAGGUCCUGAAGCGGCCACCAUGAAGCUGUCCAAGCUGUCCAACCAGACCAACUCGCAGGAUCCGCAGGCGGUCAACUCGCGCAUCUUCGUGGGCAAUCUGAAUACCUUCCAGUGUUCCAAAACGGAUGUGGAGCGCAUGUUUCAGAUCUAUGGUCGCCUUGCAGGCAUAUCCAUGCACAAGGGCUACGCCUUUGUGCAGUUCACCAACCCGUUCGAUGCCCGCAAUGCCUGCCACGGCGAGGAUAGCAAGACGGUGCUCAGCCAGACAUUAGAUGUCAACAUGGUGGCGGAACCGAAGGCGCAUCAAAUCGGAAGGAAACGACAGAAUGUGAGCAAGACCGGAAAUGAUUGGGAUUACUUCUACGACAGCUACUGCUCCUCGGCCCUGCUCCGCGGCGGCGGUGGUGGCGGCGUUGGAGUUAAUGGUGUGCGGGCCAAGAAACGGAAGCGCCUAAUGACCAACGGCGGUGGAAUGGCGGCUGCAGUGCAGCAGCAGCAGCUGCCAGGACAUGGACACCAUAGUGCGGCUGCUGUGGCGGCUGCCGUCCACCAGCAGCAGCAGCAGCAGGCGGCGCAACAGCAGCAGCAGCAGGCGCAGCAGCAACAGGCGGCUGUGGCGCAACAGCAGCACCAGCAGCAGGUGGCAGCGGUUGCCAUGGCGGCAAUGGCCAAUUUGCUGCCACAGCAGCAGCUGCUGCUGCAUCAGCAGAAUCUGCUCUCCAAUGUGGCCACCACCGCGUCCGCGGCGCCCGGUUCCCUCCACUGGUCGCAAUACAAACAGGAGCAGCAACUGCCACUGGCCCACCAUCCGCAUCCGCAUCCGCAUCCUCACCAGCAGUUCGGAUUUCAGCUGAAGAGCAGCGUGGCGGUCCAGUCAACGACAUUGCCGCAGAAUGCAAAGUCAGCAAUAAUUGCUAAUCAAACGGCGCUCGGCGAGCCGUAUCCUGUGGGAGGCUCCUUCCAUCAGCAGCAACAGCAGCAGCAGCAACAGCAACAGCAGCAACAUCAGCAACCGUUGCUGCAGCCGUUGACUCUGGCGUUGUCCCCACAGCAACCGCAGCCUCAUCAGGCGGCGACGCCACUACAAUUGCACAGCCAAUUGAUGCAGCAACAUCAACAACAACAACAACAGCAGCAGCAGCAGCAACAGCAACAUCAACAGCAGCAACAUCAACAGCAGCAGCAGCAACAGCAACAUCAAGCACAGGAGCAAUUAAGUUUGCAUCAGCAAUGGGGACCCUUCAAAGUCUACAGCAAUCCGGACACAUUAAUCUGCGGCAAUUGCCGGGAAAGCUUUGGCGAGCUGUCUGAGUUAUUGGACCACAAGAAAAGUUAUUGCAAGCUGAGGUUCACAUGCAAGUGCCAGGAUGUUGCCUUUGCGGCGAGUGCGAAGACGACGCCGCCGACGAGCGCUAAAUUGCUAUGUGCCGUUUGCAAGGAUGCGUUCGCCAAUCCCUGGGACUUGAUGGUCCACGCCCAGGCCGCUCACAUGGUUAACAUUUACGAGCUGGGCGAUGAUGAGGCGUCCAGCAAUACCAACAACAAUUGCAUCAGCAAUUCCAACAGCAACAUGGCCGCUGCAGUUGCAGUCGCCGCCGUGGAGAAUGGACAUGCAACGAUUGUCGCCGAUGAGGCGGCAGUUGCCACAAAGCAGACGCCCCCACAGAUGCCAGUGACGCCGAUGCUCAAGAAUGAGCCCAAUAACAAUAACAAAAUUAGCAACAAUAACAGCAUCCUGGAUAGCAGCAUCAAUGGCCACAUGUCGCCCUCGGCAGCUGGCAAUUUAAUGGCCACCGGAUCGGGUGAAAAUGGCAGUGCCAGCGACAUGGACACCAAUUGCCAGCUGGACAUCAAGUUCAGUCCCAGCGCCAGUGCCAGUCCCAAGGAGGUGGGUUGUCUUCUGGAUGGCAUUGCCUCUGGCCGAGCUUAUUUAACGAUUAUCUUACAGGAUCAACAUCGCGAUGAUCUCUCGCUGGAUGGACGCCUGUCCAGCAGCUCCCAGCAGACGCAUCACUCCGACGAGCUGAACGUCAAGUUGCUCAACGGAUCCGUCUCCUCGCGUGGCAGUUCACCUGGCCUGGAAGCGGACGAGCCGCCGGCCACCAGGGCUUGUAUUGUCCGCACUCUGAGCAUUGAUACUUCUGGACCAAGUGCAUCUACCACAGCCAACGCUUUGAGCCUGAUCUCCAAUGGUUUGGGCCUGGCCCUGGCACCCCAAUAGGUCAGAGGUCAAGCAGAGGGAGGGGUCCUCUCGAAGGAGUGUUUUGUGCGAUCGUAACCCAAAACAAGUGCAAUUUCUUCAGUAUUUUUAUAACAGACUAACUAAUGGGCAGGCAGUUGCCAUGGGUUUGGGGAAAUGGAGUUCAGCGGAAUGAAUAACGUAAAUUACGUAAAAACAUAUCAUUUUAAAUUAGCCAUAGGUAUGACAUACGAGCAGCUAUACAUAUAUCCUGCGGUUAGCUAUAACAAUUACAUCCAUGUAUUGUACGUAUUUGUAUUUGUAUUUCUCGUUUAACUGCCUUUGUGUUGAUGUUGUUUGCAUGUCCUUUGGGUUUAGCGUUUCAAGCGAACGUAUUUAUUUGGGUUUCAAAACGGCAAAACUGCAUAAGUGAACGUAUAGGUAAAAUUAUGAAAAGCUUAAGCUGUCACCGCCUGUCGGUGGUGCGAAUUAAACGGUAAUCGAGCUUUGUAUAUAGUUAAUACCCAUAAUUAUACAAGGAUACAAAUUACAGAAUUAUAAGAUCACUGUUGAUGAUGCCCGGUCUUUGCUUGGCCGGCGCUGGCUUUAACCGGAGUUUAUAUUUUGGAUAUUUCAUUUACGGAUUAAUCUAAUCGUAGAGAGAACCAAAAAUAUUAACCCACGCAAAUUGUAUAUCAAAAGUAGCAUAGUGACAACAGGUGUUUCAAAAACAAAUUCGGAGAAACUUGCUAUAUAUAUACAUUAUUAUCUAGUAACAUAAUCAAAUAUGCGUAAUAUUAUGUAAUACCUAAUAUCAAAAGUAGCGGCUAUGUAAAUAGGUUAAUCAACGUAUUAUGUACUUACCAAGCAAACAAUUUGUAAACAGUAACAACAUUCAAUUCAAUGUCCUCCAGCUAAAGCAUAUAAACCAACCAAAAAGAAAUGUAUUAUGCGAAU